AUGGAUCUCUACAAAGUCGACAACGACAAUACUGCUAAAGUUUUUUGGGCUUAUAGCACACUACUUAUCAAGAAAUAUCAGAGCGAAGAACUCAAAUUCGACACCGGUAUCCCAUUACCCCAGGGUGAUAGCAAGGAAGAUGUUAUCAAGCCCGUUGAACGUGUUGCUGUUAUCGGCGCGGGUGUUUCUGGCUUACGUGUGGCAAUGAAACUUGGUGCCAAUUACAAAGUUGACGUGUUCGAGGCGGCUGGUCAUGUUGGUGGUCGCCUUUACACGUAUAAAUUUCCACAUGGAGGCGAAUGGGAUUACUUUGACGUUGGCGCAAUGCGGUUCCCGUGCACUUCGGUCAUGAAAACAACCUACCAGCUUUUCAGAGAACUUGACAUCCCAUUACUUGAAUACCGUAUGAAUACCAGGGAAUCUUUCUUGUACUACAAUGGUAUUCGACGCCAACAAAGUGAUGCACAAGGUGAAGACUUUGGUGCUUGCCAAGCUCGAGGAGGCAAUGUUCCUGACGAAUGGGCGGACCAGGGCUACGACAGACUAAUGGAGAAUGUCUAUGCAAGGUGGCUGCAUAGACUGAGAACUGACUUCAAUGAUGCUCUUGAAUACCUUGUGGAACAUUACGACAAGCAUUCUACUCGUAGCUUGAUGGCAUUUGUGGAAUUUCCCGAAGUGAUAGAUAGCGAGACGGGUCAGGUCAUCUUCCCAGCAAAGAAGCUCUAUCCUACUACAGUCAUAAACUGGCUAGAGACUAUGACAUUCUCUGCUGGGUGGUUCGAUCGCGCUUUCGUUGAAACAAUCCUAGAGAUGUAUGCAUUUGCCGAAGGGUUACCAGACACCAAAUGGCGAUGCGUCAAGCACGGCUCGGAGAGGAUUACUGACGCAAUGAGGGAAAGGCUAGAAACGGACGAGACAUUCAAGGAGAAUGUCAAUAUCUAUCUACGUCAUCAGGUCACCUCUGUUGUGUUCAACAAGGCUUCUGGAGAGCUCACCAUUUCCGGGAAACACCGUACGAAGCCGGAUCUACCUGAUUUCGAUUCAUUCGUAAAGGCAGGAUACUCUCACGUUGUUUUGGCCGUUUCUCCCCAGGUCAUGCGAUUUAUCGAUCUCUCAACCUGCGAACUCGAUUACACUCAGAAGAGUGCCCUUCUCAUGCUCUCCCCUGGCCCAUCUACCAAAGUGGGAAUCAAAUUCAAGACCAAUUGGUGGAAAGAAAAAUUUGGGAUCAAUGGUGGACAGAGUAAGACAGAUCGACCAGUUCGUACUGUGGUGUAUCCAUCCCACGGGGACGGCCAAUCGACCGUGUUGAUUGCGAGCUACUGCUGGACUCAAGAUGCCUUAUCUAUGGGUGGGCUAAUGCAAGGAGAGGCAUCGUUCGACAACGAACGACUGAAGAAUGCCAUUUUACGAGACCUUGCGGAUGUUCAUGGCGUCGAUCUUAGCUUCUUGGAAGACCAGUUCCAGUCUAUGUAUGGUUUCGACUGGACUCACAACCCCAAGACAAUGGGUGCCUACGCAUUCUUCGGUCCAGGACAAUUUAGUACACUAUACAAGAGUAUGACUCGAUGCGCGGCUGACGGACGGUUACAUUUCGCCGGAGAGGCAGUCAGUACAUGUCAUGCGUGGGUUGCAGGCGCGUUGGAGAGUGCCGAACGAGUGGUUGGCCAGAUAGACCCCAGUUAUCUAACCAACCAGCCAGCUACUGCUGAAGGAGUGCCCCAUGGAGGAGCUGUGAAGAUUUCCCGAUCUUACUACCGAAAGAUUUGCUUUUGA
Molecule: messenger RNA, 1776 nt
Organism: Rhizoctonia solani
Lineage: Eukaryota; Fungi; Basidiomycota; Agaricomycetes; Cantharellales; Ceratobasidiaceae
Product: Flavin containing amine oxidoreductase
Exons: 7
Coding region: 1-1776 (591 amino acids)
Biological process (GO): amino acid catabolic process
Molecular function (GO): L-amino-acid oxidase activity; polyamine oxidase activity
Source: RefSeq, a predicted model, not a curated record